AUGAAGCUUUUGACCAAGUGCUUCAGAAGGAGGUGGUCCUACGGGCCCAGAAAGAAGAAGAGACAUCAAAGGAUAGCGGGAGUAUUGGAGAAGGAACAUAGCAUUAGUGAGGGCCAGGCAGGUUUCCGCAAGAAGAGGGGGUGCGUAGACCACGUGUUCACGGUAGGGAGAAUCACCCAAGGUAGAAAGAGGGCGGGAAAGCCGACGUACUGCUUCUUCCUGGACGUGAAAAAGGCAUACGACACCGUAUGGAGAAAUGGGUUGUGGAAACAACUGUCCAAAUACGGGAUCAAGGGGAAAAUGUGGAGAGUGCUGAAGAAGAUGACAGAGUGCACGAAAAGCGCGGUCAUGCUAGACGGAGAACUGUC
Ectocarpus sp. CCAP 1310/34 is the source of this 368-nucleotide messenger RNA. Lineage: Eukaryota; Phaeophyceae; Ectocarpales; Ectocarpaceae. The record is from the annotation of a GenBank genome assembly.